AUGAUUACGUUCUAUUUAAAUGACUUUUGGCUUAUGCGAUUUUUCGUCAUUCUUUUGAGUUAUGGAACUAUUUCUAUCCCUAUAAUUCUCGUGGUUUUUUAUGUUCGUCGAAGAGCUGCCGAAGAUGGCUUCCAGCCCACAACACUGUUUUAUUCAUUUUUACGCAGCUUUGCGCUUGGGAAACCUGAGUAUGGAUUGAUGAUUUCUGACUCCGUAAAAUUGACCUCAAUUGUUUCGCAAAAAAAUCUCCGUGAUGACUCUCUUCAUCUUAUUUUAUGUUUUUCAUGUCUUCAAUUCACUCUUAUUUUAAUGGGUUACAUACAAGAACGGAUUAUAACACAGGCUUACUUAUCAAUUGUGGAUGAUCAGCUAAACAAAUUUGAAAACACUCAGUUUCUUGUUUUCAUAAAUCGUGUUUUUGCCGUUAUCCUAUGUGCAGUUUAUCUGAUUUCGAACUGGAAAAGAGAACCUCCUCAUGUUCCACCGUUUUAUAAACAUUCAUUUACAUCAUUUUCUAAUACGCUUUCAUCGUGGUGUCAGUAUGAAGCCCUUAAAUUCGUUUCUUUUCCAACUCAGACAGUGUGCAAAGCAUCGAAAGUGUUGCCGACAAUGUUGAUGGGCUUUAUUGUCAGAGGUGAACGUUAUAAAUGUGGAGAGUGCGCUUGUACUAUUAUGCUUGCGUUUGGAGCGACGUUGUUUGUUCUAUCAAAUAGCUCUAAGGAACAUACAUCUAACGCAGUUUUAUCUUCCGAUCAUGUAAAUACUAUUUCUGGAAUUUGUUUGAUGUCCGGUUAUCUUUUAUUUGAUGCUUUCACUUUGAACUGGCAAAAAAAACUCUUUGAUGCUCGGCCACGAGUUUCCAGAUACCAGAUGAUGUUUGGUGUGAAUGUGUUCAGCAUGAUAUUGUGCUCUGUAACACUUAUCCAGGAAGGAACGUUUCUGUCGUCAUUCCAUUUUCUAAUAACUCAUAAAGGAUUUGCCCGAGAUAUAUUUUUGUUGUCUUUAUCGGGUGCUCUAGGACAGAUUGUAAUUUACACAACUAUUGAACGAUUUGGGCCUGUGAUAUUUGCGGUGAUGAUGACACUGCGGCAGAUACUUUCUAUAUUACUUUCAGUAGUAGCUUACGAUCACCCAAUGUCUGUUUGGUCUAUUUUUAGCUUAUUAAUAACAUUUAUUGCUAUUUUUGGCACUAUUUAUGCUCGCCGUCAUCAUACUUUACAGAGCAAACAUUAG
Messenger RNA from Brugia malayi, 1233 nucleotides. RefSeq lists its product as uncharacterized. The transcript is spliced from 8 exons. Gene Ontology annotation, biological process: transmembrane transport. Gene Ontology annotation, cellular component: endoplasmic reticulum membrane; Golgi membrane. The record is from RefSeq and is a predicted model, not a curated record. Gene Ontology annotation, molecular function: 3'-phosphoadenosine 5'-phosphosulfate transmembrane transporter activity. NCBI's taxonomy places the organism in Eukaryota, Metazoa, Nematoda, Chromadorea, Rhabditida, Onchocercidae. Bases 1 to 1233 code for a protein of 410 amino acids.